AUGUCCCAACCCAGACAAAUUUAUAGAGAAUUACAACAUAAAUCGAGUAUGUAUCAGCAGAGAUUUUCGACAGGAGGUGUUGCUCAGGAAGUUGGCUUAAUGGCUAACUUACCAAUCAUAAAUCUGCAGACUCAGCUUAACGCUGUACAAAACACCGUGCAAACGCAGCUUAACGCUAUGCAAAAUCAACUUAACGCUAUCCAAAAUCAGCUUAACACCAUGCAAAACACUAUGCGAACACAACUUAACACUAUGCAAACCGCUAUGCAAACGACCUUCGAUCGUUUUAAUGUCACGCAGCAAGCAUUAGACAUGCGAGGUUAUGCCAGGGCAUUAAAUUCACGCGUUAAUGAUCCCGCUGUGAUUAUUCGACCAAUACCAAAUUUGCAAAAUCAGAUGCCGGACACUUUUCCAAACAACAUCUCGCAACUUCAUGGAUUAAACAGGGCAUCUCUAAAUACACUCUUGAGUUUCUACGGUCUGCCCAGUAAUGGAACACUGGAAGACCGACGGCGGACUUUAGCAGAUUAUAUCGGAAUCCAACUUCUUUAG
Molecule: messenger RNA, 552 nt
Organism: Paraglomus occultum
Lineage: Eukaryota; Fungi; Glomeromycota; Glomeromycetes; Paraglomerales; Paraglomeraceae
Source: the annotation of a GenBank genome assembly